Saccostrea cuccullata (small rock oyster) is the source of this 695-nucleotide messenger RNA. RefSeq lists its product as uncharacterized. The record is from RefSeq and is a predicted model, not a curated record. The annotation marks the transcript as partial. The transcript has 3 exons. Lineage: Eukaryota; Metazoa; Mollusca; Bivalvia; Ostreida; Ostreidae.
GUCGCUGGCUACAUAGUGUUGAGAUAAGAGCUGGACUCUCUUCCGUUUGGUCCGAGAUGAACAUGUGUGGCACAUUCCUUGGACCGAGUCAAACUGGAGAAAUCCACACCAUAGAGUGUGAAACCAGACCCCUUCUAAAUGCGUCGUGUGUCACCGUGAAAAUAGUCCGUCCUAACUACAUAACAGACGACACUAAUGCAAUCGGCGGCAAAAACGCUUUGAUGGUAAACCUGGCGCUUGGUAAGACCGUCGCUAGUAGCAGCCUCUAUCCAUAUCCCCCAUAUACAAAUGUAAAAAAAAAAAGUGCCAUUGAUGGUAAGACAGAAUUUACUGACAACAGUCUACUGUUUCACACAGACUUCGAACUUUAUCCCUGGCUGACUGAAGACCUAGGAACACUAAGUAUUGUGAAGAAUGUUAUUCUUUAUACCAGAAGCGAUGGCCAUGGUCGCUGGCUACAUAGUGUUGAGAUAAGAGCUAGAAAAUCUGAGAUGAACAUGUGUAGCACAUUCCUUGGACCGAGUCAAACUGGAGAAAUCCACACCAUAGAGUGUGAAACCAGACCCCUUCUAUAUGGGUCGUAUGUCACCGUGAAAAUAGUCUGUCCUAACUACAUUACAGACGACCAUAUGGCAAUCGGCGGCAAAAACGCCUUGUGUUUAAGAGAAAUUGUUGUCAAUGGCCUUUAUGCAUAA